Aegilops tauschii subsp. strangulata is the source of this 1725-nucleotide messenger RNA. RefSeq names its product F-box/LRR-repeat protein At3g26922-like. The record is from RefSeq and is a predicted model, not a curated record. Gene Ontology annotation, molecular function: protein binding. Lineage: Eukaryota; Viridiplantae; Streptophyta; Magnoliopsida; Poales; Poaceae.
UCUACGCAGCCCUCAACGAAAAUAUCCACAUUCUACGCCGCCGCCGGCGACUCCUAACCCUCUGCACCAAUCCGCCUUGCUCACUUCCUCUGCGCCAAUCCGGGUCGCUGGCCGCCGGCCAUGGAAAUGGAGCCGGGCGGUCCUAGUUCGAAGAAAGUUAAGUCAGCGGCCGUCAACAGCCGCCAAGAGGCACAGGCGCCGCCGACGCCGGCGUCGCCGGCAACUGAAGCCCCCUGUCUGGACCCUGCAGAGACGCCGCCCGCAGCUGAUGAAGAUGAUGGACGCGUCGACCGCAUCAGCAACCUCCCCGACCCCAUCCUCGGUGAGAUCGUCUCCCUCCUCCGCACCAAGGACGGCGCCCGCACCCAGAUCCUCGCGUCCCGGUGGCGCCACAUCUGGCGCACCGCGCCUCUCAACCUCGACUGCCGUCGUCUCCCCGACGAGGAGCACGGGCUCACCGGCGUGGUGUCGCGAAUCAUUUCCGCCCACCCGGGGCCCGGCCGCCGGCUCCGCAUCCCCGCGUAUUACCUCCAGGACCGGGCAGCAACCGUGGACGCCUGGCUCCGGUCCCCCGCCCUCGACCAGCUUCAGGAGCUUGAGUUCUGCCAUGUCUCGAACUAUCGGCCACGACUGCUUCGGCCGUUGGCACCGCCACCUGCCUCCACAUUCCGUUUUUCACCGACCCUCCGUGUUGUCACCAUCGGGAGAUGCCUCCUCCCGGACAGCACCGUCCAAGGGCUUCACCUCCCCCAACUUAAGCAGCUGGCGCUUGAACGGGUGAGCAUCUCUGAGGGCACGCUCUGUGGCCUGAUUGCCAGGUGCCCCGCCUUGGAGUGCUUGCUGAUAUACUACAGCUUUGGUUUCCAAUGCGCUCGGAUCAACUCCCUUAGCCUUAUAAGCAUAGGUGUGCGUCUGCGGCAUCGUUAUCUUUCUGAUCAUGAGACAGAUGAGCCGCAGUUCAGAGAACUCAUCAUCGAGAAUGCCCCUUCCCUUGAGAGGUUGCUCCGUGUCGAUAUACUUGAUGGCCUGCAUGUAUCCAUAAUCUCCGCGCCUAAGCUGGAAACCUUAGGUUCCCUUCAUGGUGAGAUGUACCUCAGUUCCUCAAUUCUUCAGUGUUGUCUUUUAUGCUUCAUAAAGCGAUUGCCCAGUGAUAGCCACACGACGGUGGUUGGCGCUGUCAAGGUCUUGUAUGUCAGAAUUACUUGUCUGGAUAUAGGCACGACACUUCAGUUGUUGAGAUGUUUUCCAUGCUUGGAGAAGUUGUACAUUCAGCAGUCGAUAUCAGGGGAUCUGAAUUUGUGGAAGCGUAAACACCGGGACCUAAUCAAGUGUCUUGACCUUCGUCUAAAGACGGUAGUUAUGCAAUUUUAUCGGGGCAUCAGGGCGCAAGUUAACUUUGCCACAUUCUUCAUACUGAACGCGAGAAUGCUGGAGUUGAUGUCAUUCAAAGUUGACACCGAAUAUUACUGCCGGGCCUUUUUAGCAGAACAGCGCAAGGAGCUUCAGUUGGAGAAACGGGCUUCAAGAGGUGCUCGGUUUCACUUUCAAACUGACAGACUUCUCCGCUGUUAUUCGAUGAUCAAUAAUGUCCGUGAUUUGGAUUUAAGUGAUCCGUUCGUAUGUAAGCGUUGAACUUGGGUUUAGGUCUGUUGAGUAGUCUUUCUUGACAAUCUCAGUUUGUGUAUUGUCUGAAUUUCUAUUACUGAAUCUCUGUCAAAUACAGUA